GGUCCCCAGGCGCGGGCACCUCCGGCAGCCCGGGCCGCCCCCGUCACCGAGGCAUCGGGGCGGCUGAUGGGGGCGGGAGGUCCCCGCUCCCCGACGGGCCCGGCUCGGCCCUGGCGCUUCCCCGGGCGGGGCGGGGCGGGGGCGGACCCGGAAGGCCGCGGCAGGUGCUGGUCCCGGCCGGCAUGGAGGCGGCCCCGGCCCGGUACCAGGCCCGGUACCAGCGGCUGCGGGGCAGCGACAGCGACGGGGAGGAGGCGGUGGAGCUGCGGGGCGGGCCGGGCCGAUCCUCGCUGCAAGUGCUGCUUCACCAGCACCACUGGGAGACCUGCGCCCGCGUCUCCUCGGCUCUGGUGCUGCUGGCGCUGGCCUUGGCCUUGGCCUUUUCCCAGAUGACCUCGCGACUGGGCAGCACCCAGGCUCACAGGCAGGGUGGUGGCGCUGGGCAGAUGGGGGCUCAGGAGGAGCCUGGCGACAUCCCAUCUGCGGCUCACAUGCAUGCCCCGGGCAUUUACCAUCACGCCGCCCUCAUCACCAGCUCAAAGACCUGCUCCCGCCUGGGGAAGGACCUGCUGGUGGCCGGAGGGAACGUCGUGGAUGCUGGGAUUGCAGCUGCGCUCUGCCUGGGGCUGGUCCACCCGCACGCCGGGGGGCUGGGCGGCGUGUUCUCAGCCCUGCUGCACAACGGCUCGUCGGGCCGCACCGUGGUGCUGAACGCCAUCCCGCGCCGUGGCUUCUCCCAGCGCUACGGGCUGCCCGUGGCCCUGCCGGGCCUGCACCUGCUGCACCGGCACUACGGGCGCCUGGCCUGGCCGCGCCUGCUGGAGGGGCCGGCGGAGCUGGCGCAGCGAGGCGUCCGCGUGGGCCGGGAGCUGGCUGCGGCCCUGCGGGAGAGCGCGGGCGCGGUGAAGGCCUCAGGGCUCUGCAGCCUCUUCUGCGAUGGGGCCGGCGAGCUGAAGGGCCAGGGCGCGCUGGUCACCCACCCCCGGCUGGCGGCCCUGCUCCGGGCGGUGGCAUCGGGGGACGACGCCCUGCCCCGGGCCCUGGCCCCGGACCUGCCCCCGGCCGAGCGGGAGCCCUUCCUGCAGGCCAUGGGGGACUUGGGCCUGGAGCUGCAGAACCCCCUGGCCAUGCGGCUGGGCAACACCUGGCUCCACGGAGCCCCGGCUCCUGCCGCCGGCAGCCUGCUGGCCAGCGUCCUCGAGGAGGUGCGGGCAGCCGAGCCCGGGGAUGCGCCUGAUCCCUGCCUGAGGGCCCUGAGCGCGGCCCGGCGCGGCUUUUCCCGGGGGCUUGUGGGGGCUGUGGGUGGGGGCCCCUCACUCCGGCCCCCUCGCCCUGGCAGGGGCCCCUCGCCCGUGGGCAGCCACUUGGCCGUGGCAGACAGCCAAGGGAACCUCCUGCUGCUCUCAGCCUCUCUCAACAGCUCCUUCGGCUCCAAAUUCCUGGCGCCCGCCUCGGGCAUCGUGCUGAGUGACCUGACAGCGCCCGCGGGGCCCGGCCUGCUCUCCUGGGCCUGCCCCGUGGUGCUGAGCCUGGGGGAAGAGGGGACAGUGGUGGGGUUGGGGGCCACAGGGGGCAGUGCGGCCCCACUGGCUCUUGCCCAGGCCAUUAUAAACCAGGUGUACCUGGGGCAGUCCCUGCAGGAGGCGCUGGAGAGCCCGUGGCUGCAGCUCAGGGGCGGGGGGGAUGGGGCCCCCCAGGGCUGUGGGCUGGGCACCCCGACAAAUCUGUCCAGUGCUGAGUGGGCUGGGGGGGCCCCGCAGGCGGGCCCCUGGGUGCUGCAGGUGGCAUCACAGGGUGAGCACGCACGUGCCCUCGCCGCCCCGGCUGCGUGCUGCCAUCACGAGGGGUAUUAGCCCCAGGGGCCUGGCUCAGAGCCCAGGGCGCUGGCGUGGGCAGGGCUGGUGUGCUCGGUGAGCCAUGGGCCCCAAGCUGGCCCUGACCACUUAGUGCCGGCACAGGGUGAGUGGCUGGUUCUGGCAGCCCCGGUUGGACUCCCCUGCCCAGGGGCCGGUGCUGACCCCACUCCUGGCUGGCCCCCUUCCCCUCCUUGCCGGCAUGGCAGGGCUAUGUAGGGCCCCCCUGUCACGGAGGGGUCGGGCUACUGCCCUGUCCAUCAGGCCAGCCCAGGUUCCCUGGGGCUUGGGGCACGCCAGGCUCUGGUUCCUCCCUGCUCUCCACUUUGGGGCCCCACUGCCGCCUGGCACCGCUCUGGAGAUGGCCCCACUCCUGGCCCAGCCCCCUCCCCCCAGAUCCCUGCCAGACACUCCUGGGUCCGGGCGUGACGGGAGCUGCAGCUCUGGCGGUGGGCACGACCCUCGCGCUGGCUGGUGCCCGCAGCCCCAGACGCACACAGGAGUUGGGCUGAGCGGAGCCUGGCUGGGGGGCCCCGGAGACUGACGGUGCAUUGGCCCAGCCGGGACAUUUCCGAAGGGCUGGGCGGGGGGCGGCAGGGCCCUGGGCUGGAGAGAUGGGCUGCACUUGGGGAGAAGUGGCAGGAGAGGUGGGUUGGCUGCCGGGGCAGAGGCUCGGAGUGGGGGGCUUGUGGCCUCUCUGUUGUGUGUGUCUGUAAAGGGAGAAAUAAACCCACUGGGUGCCGUGCAGCCUGGUGUGUCGCUCGUGGUGCGUCGGCCCUGGGCCACUGCUCCCAGCCCAGGGGCCCCUGGGGUGCGUCCCCCACCUGACCAGGAGCUCUUAGGCAGGUUGGAAAGGAGGCUCUUAGCCCGGGAGAGCCUGGGCCAUCUCAGGGGUCCUUGGCCGGGGGGUUAAUGUGAGGACACAAGGGAAGGAGCCAGCCCUGGUUGCCUGGCCACCCGCCCCCAAGCUGCUGUAACCCAAACCCCUCCCUGGCUGGGGCGGUGCCAGCUGCUC
Dermochelys coriacea (leatherback sea turtle) is the source of this 2868-nucleotide messenger RNA. RefSeq names its product gamma-glutamyltransferase 6 (gene GGT6). The transcript has 4 exons. Lineage: Eukaryota; Metazoa; Chordata; Testudines; Dermochelyidae. The record is from RefSeq and is a predicted model, not a curated record. Gene Ontology annotation, cellular component: extracellular exosome. Bases 183 to 1853 code for a protein of 556 amino acids.